Molecule: messenger RNA, 156 nt
Organism: Marchantia polymorpha subsp. ruderalis
Lineage: Eukaryota; Viridiplantae; Streptophyta; Marchantiopsida; Marchantiales; Marchantiaceae
Source: the annotation of a GenBank genome assembly
AUGACCCUCGUAUCAGAUAUUAAACUGAUAAGAACAGAUACUACACUUGAUCUUAGCCAAAAGGCCGAGAAAGACCGAAAUGUAUGGUUUUUACGUCUACUUGCUUCCCCGUAUUUGAAGUUUUAUUCUCUAAUCUGCUAUUUGUUACAUGUAUGA